This is a messenger RNA of Falco peregrinus (peregrine falcon), 2518 nucleotides long. RefSeq names its product vasoactive intestinal peptide receptor 2 (gene VIPR2). The transcript is spliced from 13 exons. Lineage: Eukaryota; Metazoa; Chordata; Aves; Falconiformes; Falconidae. Gene Ontology annotation, molecular function: vasoactive intestinal polypeptide receptor activity; G protein-coupled peptide receptor activity; peptide hormone binding. Bases 270 to 1589 code for a protein of 439 amino acids. The record is from RefSeq and is a predicted model, not a curated record. Gene Ontology annotation, biological process: cell surface receptor signaling pathway; adenylate cyclase-modulating G protein-coupled receptor signaling pathway. Gene Ontology annotation, cellular component: plasma membrane.
GCGCAGAGAGGCGGUGGGCAGGGGCUCAGUCGGGCCGGGAGCUGACGGCCGCCGGAGCGGCGGGCAGGAGGCGGCCGGGGCAGGUGCGGGAGGCGCCUGCAGCCACAGGGCGGCAGCCGCCCGCGGGGCCGGGGGCUCGGCUGGGCGCGGCGGCGGCCCCCGGGCCCUAUGGUGCCGCGGCGGGACCCGGCCCCUGCUCGCCGCCUUAGAAAGGGGCCCGCGGAGCGGCGCGGGGCAGCGGAGCCUGCCGGCCCCGGCAUUCGCCUGGCAUGAGGAACCUGCCGGUCCUCCUCCUCUCCCUCUGCUGGAGCCUGGGGCGGGUGAAUGGUGUCCAUCCGGAGUGCAGAUUUCAGCUGGAGAUUCACAAGGAAGAAACAAGGUGCAUGGAACUUCUAAAGAAUGUAAAGCCGGUGGACUACAAAGGAUGUGUUGGAGUUUGGGAUAACAUCACCUGUUGGCGUCCUGCAAAGAUUGGAGAGACUGUCACUGUCCCUUGUCCAAAAGUAUUUAGCCUUUUUUCUGGCAAACCAGGAAAUAUUAGCAAAAAUUGUACGACUAACGGAUGGUCAGAUAUUUUUCCUGACAUUUUAAGUACUUGUGGAUAUAAUGACUAUGAAGAUGAUUAUAAGGUCAACUUCUAUGUAAGGGUGAAGGCAAUUUAUACCCUUGGACACAGCGUAUCUCUGAUUGCUCUUACAACAGGAAGUAUAAUUCUUUGCCUUUUCAGAAAACUUCAUUGUACUCGGAACUACAUCCACCUGAACCUGUUCCUCUCUUUCAUUCUAAGAGCAAUCUCUGUUUUAGUCAAGGAUGAUAUUCUCUAUUCCAGCUCCAACACAGCUCACUGUCCAGAGGAUCAAACCUCAUGGGUGGGCUGCAAGGCUAUUUUGGUGUUUUUUCAGUAUGGUGUUAUGGCAAACUUUUACUGGCUCUUAGUUGAAGGGCUUUACCUCCACAUCCUCCUUGUGCUGAUAUUCUCCCCCAACAGACACUUCACAGUCUACCUGCUGAUUGGAUGGGGAAUUCCUACCAUAUUCAUUAUUACGUGGACAGUGACACGGAUCAUUUUAGAGGACACUGGUUGCUGGGAUACGAAUGAGCAUGGUGGUCCCUGGUGGGUUAUACGAAUACCAAUUUUAAUUUCUAUUAUAGUGAAUUUUAUACUUUUCAUUAGUAUUAUAAGAAUCCUACUGCAGAAGUUAAGAUCUCCAGAUGUUGGAGGAAAUGACCAGUCACAGUACAAGAGACUCGCAAAAUCCACAUUGUUGCUUAUUCCGUUAUUUGGAGUUCACUACACAGUGUUUGCUUUGUUUCCUGACCGCAGUUCCAAUAAUUAUAAAAUAAUCUUUGAGUUGUGUUUGGGAUCUUUUCAGGGGUUGAUUGUUGCAGUCCUGUAUUGUUUUUUGAACAGUGAAGUGCAAGGGGAGCUGAAAAGAAAAUGGCGGAGUUUGUGCUGGAAGCAGACAGCAGGCAGGGAUUACAGAUUCCACAGCUCUUCAAUUUCUCGAAAUGGAUCAGAAAGUGUUUCCCAGCUUCACCGGAAUUCAAGGGCUCACUCAUUUAUGCAGACAGAGACCACCAUGAUAUAAAUCAGCUAUGUCCCCCAAAACAUGAAAACCUAUGGGAUGUCAUUCAUUAUGCAGCUUGAUGUGAUAUUUUAUAAAGUGUACAGUUUAGUGCUUUGCCUUUCUACAUGUUGGUAUUUGAGAAAUUGGUUUGUGCGGCCAACCAGUUAAUACAGACACCUGCCCUGUGGAUGCUUUCUGGUUUUUUUAAAUGGUAUUCAUAUUAAUUCUGAUGUUCUCUUGCUGCUUACUAGCCUUAACUAUUCAAAACCUCAUUUACUAUAAUGAGUAAAUUUACUCUCCAAUAUAUCUAAAAGAUGUAUGGUAUCCUGUUCCAUGCAGACUGCUUUGCUACAUGUUGAAAAUUUAAGAUGGGAAGCAAGAAAAUUUCUUACACUUUAUUUAUAAUAAGGAGAGAUUUCUUUCCUUAAGGGUUAGGAAAUUCUUUCCUAAUUGUGGAAAAUAAAAUACAAAUAAAUAAUGUAAGACUAUAAUUAACCGCACUGGGAUUUUAGUGUGCUAAUCCAGGAGAUUAUUAACAUUAUUUAUGCAGAGGGAAAAAAGGUAGUACUUGGCCAGUUGUAUACAUUUCAGAGGUUACAUUCUACAGAGUUUGAUUCCAAUCCUGUUGUUAUGUUUAGAUGCAGAAAGUAGAGCUACCUUUGUAGUCCAUGCAGAAAGGGCUGAUAAAGCAUCAGCAUUUUCCAGUAGUGCUGUUGCAAUCAGUUCUUCUCUUCUGUUUAAAAUCAGAAAUAUGUAUUUAUCUGUUAUUAAACAAUUUUCUGAAGAGGUGCUUUAUUGCUAAAGCAGUCUGGCAUAGGAUGAACAGCCUUGGAUAGCAUAUUACCCUUUGAAAAUAUCAUUUUAAUAUAAUAUUUUCAUUGGAAUGUGUCUCUAGAAGUACAUACUCGGCAGCUAAAACAAGGACUAUCACAAUAAAGUUACAACUCCCA